CAUGUUCAAAUCUAGUAUAGCGAUUCGUUACACCUGUUAACAAAUUUGAAUACGUAAAUGCCCACCUACAUCUUAUCUCUGCAGUAGGACUUAGGUGACGUUUUUAAGAAUAUAUCUCGAAAAUUUUGUACGCAAAACUUAACUUUAGAGUUCUUGAUCAAGAAUGAAAUCUCAAGAGUUUAUGACCUUAGUGAUCCAAAUAGCCACUGUGACUGUAAUACUUCAGAGUGUCUUUGGUUUCAGCCAAGGUUGUUUAAUCCAAGGUAGUCAGUGUACAACCUUGUUGUCCAUGGGAGAAACGGGCCUGGAUCAGAUGGACCAAUUCUGUUCUAAUUUAAGCAUUGUUCUGAACUGUAUGAACGCGGCCUAUGCUACGUGUUCAAAUGACGCAGACAGAGCCAAUUUGAACUCUGGGAAGGCCGGGCUCGAACAGCAGUACAACACGUACUGUUCCAGUGGCUGUAGCGUUGUAGACUUAAUGAAAUGUUUGCUUGCGAACAUUGCAGAACUGUCAACACUAAACGCAACAGCUUGCCGGUCUCUAAGAGAGAUGAGAACCUGUUUAGUAGACGUGAGGGCCAACUGUAACCAGGAGGACAUUAAGGCACAGAUCGACAUGCAGCUUCAGGGCGCUGAUCAGAUGCUGGCACAUUGCUCUAAGACAAAGUGAAGAUUUCAAAUCCUCUCAGAAUAAAUCAGUAACAUGACUUUAAAGUUUCAACACCAGCUUCACUCAACUCUGUGUAACACACGUCAUGCUCUGUAUUUGAUUAAGCGUAAUUCUAAACUCCAUUUCUUGUAGACUCUUAUUUAGGGACAAAAUUAUGUAUGCUAAACAUUCAGAAAUAACAAACACACAUAUACCAAACAUGAAA
Molecule: messenger RNA, 875 nt
Organism: Biomphalaria glabrata
Lineage: Eukaryota; Metazoa; Mollusca; Gastropoda; Planorbidae
Exons: 8
Coding region: 164-670 (168 amino acids)
Source: RefSeq, a predicted model, not a curated record